AGCCACCCAGGCACCCAAAGUCAUUUUCUUUUAGAUAAAUGUUUGGAUUGAUCAUUUGCAACCCAUUUAUCAAAAGAGCAGAAAGGGUGGGUAUCUGUUUAAAAGCCUGAAUCUUCUUGGUUUUGUGACUAGAUUCCAUAUGUAUGCUGAAGCCUAAAUUCCUAGGCUACGUGUUCUCUUUAAGAAGAUUUUUUGGGUAACUGAUAUAAAUACUGAUUUGCAUCCUUCUUAAAGUGUUGGGUUUUCAGUCUUCAUCAGCGCUGGCUAUCCUGUAUUAAACUAGAUUUGUCUCCGUGACCAUGAUUUCUUUUUGGGUCAGUGGCUCUACAGCUGACAAUUACUUAGCAUGGCUAAUUAUAGAAGUCAUAAACGAAAAUCACUGUCCCAGGCGAUGACAGUAUCAAUUAUUUGGACAUAGGUACAAGUUUCUAGUCAAAUGUGUUCAACCAUGGCCUGAGACCCAUAGAGUCCACGUGUGUCCUUUAGUUAGCACUUCCGAUUGUGUUCUUGGGAAUGGACAUCAUGUUGACCAGCAACUGUUGAAGGGAGUUUGCUCUGUCUCCCUAGAUAAAGAAAGGAAUGGAAAUGUACUUUUGGAAAAACAAAUGAGAGAGGAGGUGGCAGGGUUAGGCGGAGAGAUGAUGUUCCAGUUACUAUAGCUGUAUAACAUUAUACCCCAACCUUAGCUGCUUAAAACAACCGAGUGAUGCUCACAGAUUCUGUGAAUCAGGAAUUUGUAAAGGGCAUCAUGGGGAUGACCUCGCUCUGCUCCAUGCUACCUUAGAUGGGAUGCUGACUCAGUGGCUGGGAGCUAGAAUCAUCUGCAGGCUCCUUUGCUCACAGCUGGUGCCUGGGGUAGGCUGAUUCAAAGAUGAGAAUUGCCAACUGGAGCACCAACACAUGUGGCUCUUUGUAGCUCAGCUUCCUCAUAGCACGGUAGCCCCACUGUAGUAAGACUUCCUCUGUGGUGGCUCAGGUCUCCAAGUGCAAGCGUACCAGUGAGCAAGAGGGAAGAUGCAUCACCUUUUCUGAUCUGACCUCGGAACACACCAUCUCUUCCAUCGUGUUCUAUCGGUUGAAGCAAUCACAAGCCUGCCCCGAUUCAAAGAAGAGGAGUUAGACUCCACCUUUUGAUGGGGCAAUGGCAAGGUCAAAUUAUAGAACGCGUAAUACCGGAGUGGAGUCAUGCUGACCUCUACCCCAGGCACACUGAUGCUGGGCUGACAACAAGGGGCUUGAGCCUGAACUUGGAUGCUGACCUUGUGGAACAUUGGUGGAGCAGAGAUGGCACACCAGUCGUUAUCCUUUUCUUCCGUACGCUGUCACCAUGACCCUGACAAAAGGUUCCUUCACCUACUCCAGUGGGGAAGAAUAUCGAGGCGAGUGGAAGGAAGGCCGCAGACAUGGUUUUGGUCAACUGAUGUUUGCAGAUGGUGGCAUCUACCUGGGUCAUUUUGAGAAUGGGCUCUUUAAUGGCUUCGGGGUACUGACCUUCUCCGAUGGCUCAAGGUAUGAGGGGGAGUUCGCCCAGGGCAAGUUUAAUGGCGUCGGAGUCUUCAUUCGACAUGACAACAUGACAUUUGAAGGGGAAUUUAAAAAUGGCAGAGUAGACGGUUUUGGCCUGCUGACCUUCCCUGAUGGUUCUCACGGAAUACCCCGCAACGAAGGGCUGUUUGAGAACAACAAGCUGCUGCGGCGUGAGAAGUGCUCCGCAGUCGUGCAGCGGGCCCAGAGCGCCUCCAAGUCGGCCAGAAGUCUCACCGCCUGACGGACGUCGGGCACCCGCUCCCAAGCACGGGCCAAAGCGCAGGCCCCGUGGCGCCCUCAAGGUGAAUCCAUGAACCAGAUGGGAGAGGAGAUGAGAAUGCCUACGGAGCAGAGGCCUGGAGACAUGCCCCCUCACCUGCCCGGUGGGGAUUCAAUGACGAAGGUCGUGAGGAUUCUGACCCCCGGCCCACAGCAGGGUCACCAGUUCCGUCUCUGCCUCUCUCCCUGGUUGGUAUUCUUUGUCCCUAACGCCUCGGGUCGCCCAGUGCAGACCUGCUUCUACUCGAUUUCCUGCCAAUGGAGGCAGGAUCUCUUCAUUCUGCCUGUACUGGGGGCAGAUGAUCCUGGCCCCAGGUUAGGGCUAGUGCUUUGUGCUACCCUGGAGAAACAGGGAGAAACACAGGGGUGGCUUAGACAGCUCCGCAGGCCUGUGAAAGUCAAAGCCAGAGCGUUUCCGUGUGUCACCCCCUCAUUGGCUGCUGGUUGGCUUCAUGGCUCCGGGCCUUCCACUUUGUCUCCCCAAGCUGGUAUUUGUGUCUGCUUGUCCCCCUGUGAAGGGUACGGUAAGAGUGCGAUUUCCCUCUCCCCUGACUGUACAAGCUCUCUUCCUUACCUGAGGUCCAGCAGCUAAUUUUUGCCCCAUUUGUGCCUCUCUCCUUCCUUAGACACAGGACAGGAUCCCUUUUGGGGCUAGUCAAGAAACUGAUACAAGGAGUCAUCUCAUAACGUGUAUUUGUUACUUACUCCGGGGCAGAGGACAAACAUCUCUGGGCCACUUAAGGCCCUACCAUGGAGUGACUGAAUUCUUAGGGGUGGGUUGGGCUGACACAGCCCCUUCCCAGCGGACCUGUAGGUCAGACCCACCUCAACCCCUUGGAGCUUGGGGAGAAUUGGACCCAUCCUAGGACCGAAGUGAACCAAAAGAGAGUUUGGCUCCUUACAUUUGGUUUCCUGUUAACUCUUCCACCACGAGCUUGGCCUUCAGGCCUGGGGGUCAGAUCUGGAUGGAUAGGAUCCCUGCGUAGUUCAUCACGGAGGCCUCCAGUUAUCCCAGAACCCAGACAUGCCCACUCCACUCCCAGCCCCUUAUCCUCACACUGAAUGUCUCAACAGCAGAUUGUGGUGGAAAUUAUAGCCGUGUGCCUCUAUUUAUUUUCUGAGUUGUACUGUAGAAACAAGUGUUUAUGAGGAAUAAACAAAUCACCAGAACUGCGUA
This is a messenger RNA of Leptonychotes weddellii (Weddell seal), 2983 nucleotides long. NCBI's taxonomy places the organism in Eukaryota, Metazoa, Chordata, Mammalia, Carnivora, Phocidae. The record is from RefSeq and is a predicted model, not a curated record.